AUGGCGGCACCAUUCGGUGGAAGCAUGGAUAUAUCCACUCCACGAUUGAGUCCGGGGCGCCGCUCGUCCACGAGCAGCUCCUCCGAUGUGUUCAUCGACGAUUACUUUGCGCUGCCCGGAAGUGACGAUGAUAUGGAUAUGGCACCAAAAAGCAGGGAUGUAUUUGCACGCAGUGCGACCUACGGAGAUCUCCCGCACGAAAUUUUGCUGCAAAUUUUCCACUACGUGCACACGUCGCAGCAGGACCUGCAGUCGUGCCUGCUCGUAUGCAAGCAGUGGUGUGCAUGCGGUGUCCAGUUGCUGUGGUACCGGCCCGCCUUUCACAAAAUAAGCUCGUUGUUUAAACUGAUUCAUAUCAUGAUCCAGCCGGACACGAUGUUUCCCUAUGCGACCUACAUCCGCCGCCUUAAUUUCAGUUUGCUCGCGGGCGCGCUCGACGAUCAGCUGCUGGGGAGGAUGGAGAUGUGCCACCGGGUCGAGCGUCUCACACUAGCGGGGUGUGUGCAAGUGACGGAUGCGACGCUUGCGCGCGUGCUGCAGAAUAUUCCCCAGCUCGUCGCGAUCGAUUUGAACGGCGUCGUACAGCUCACCGAUGCGACACUUUCGGUGCUCGCCGAGCGGUGUCCACGGCUCCAAGGCGCCAACUUGACGGGGUGCAGGCACGUCACCACGCAUGGGAUUGUCAAUAUGGCUCUGCAGUGCCGUGCAUUGCGCCGCAUCAAGGCGGGCCAUUGUCCGCUGGUGGACGGUUGGGCGUUUACCCAACUUUUGCGGCACUGCCCGAUUUUGCUCGAGGCUGAUUUUGUGCACUGCACACAGAUCGACGACGGUGCUGUGCGCGAAGUAUGGCUCUACCCGAAUCUCUUGCGCGAGAUCAAGCUUGCGUACAAUAACCGGCUUACCGACCACGCAUUUCCAACGCAUGCACUCGCACUGGACUUGGAGGAGCUGCGCAAUGAAGGCAAGGCGUCGACUCUGCUUCCUUUGCUGCAGGAUCCGAUCCAGUUCCAAGUCUGUGAGCACUUGCGUAUUCUUGAUCUUACGGGGAGUACACAGAUCACAGACGAGGCCGUGCGUGGGAUUGUAGCGCAUGCGCCAAAGCUGCGCAAUAUUUCGCUUGCAAAGUGCACGCGGCUCACAGACGAGAGUGUGUAUGCGAUCGCAAGGCUCGGACGCAAUAUUCACUACCUGCACCUUGCCCAUGUUGCCAAUUUGACCGACCGCGCGAUGCUGCAUUUAGCCGAGCACUGUACAAGGAUCCGGUACCUCGAUUUGGCAUGCUGUGUACUGUUGACCGAUGCGAGCGUCAUAAAACUUGCGGCAAACCUGCCCAAGCUACGGCGCAUCGGUCUCGUGCGUGUGCAAAACCUGACCGACCGCGGCGUGUACAGCUUGGUCGAGCGACACACCAACUUGGAGCGCAUUCACCUUUCCUACUGCGACAAAAUCAGCGUUCCGACUAUUUUUUGGCUUACACAGCGGCUUGGGCGCUUGACGCACCUGAGCCUUACGGGCGUGCCGGCAUUCCGUAACCGCGAGCUGCAGAGCAUGUGCCGCGCGCCGCCGGGUGAGUUUAGUGAGCACCAGCGCGCCUCAUUUUGUGUAUACAGCGGCCGUGGCGUCAACGAAUUGCGCCGCUUUCUCUUGCGUGUAUUUAUGGACGAGUCGCUUGCGGAGCAGUACGGGACCCUGGAUCCUGAUAUCCGGGCGGCAUUCCAGAGUAGCCUUGCGCGGUAUAUCGCGCAGCAAAAGGUCUAG
This is a messenger RNA of Malassezia vespertilionis, 1758 nucleotides long. RefSeq names its product SCF ubiquitin ligase complex subunit (gene GRR1). The transcript has a single exon. Gene Ontology annotation, biological process: SCF-dependent proteasomal ubiquitin-dependent protein catabolic process. Bases 1 to 1758 code for a protein of 585 amino acids. Gene Ontology annotation, cellular component: SCF ubiquitin ligase complex. Gene Ontology annotation, molecular function: protein binding. NCBI's taxonomy places the organism in Eukaryota, Fungi, Basidiomycota, Malasseziomycetes, Malasseziales, Malasseziaceae. The record is from RefSeq and is a predicted model, not a curated record.